AUGAGCAAGGCAAUAACACCAAUCCUGUUACUCCUACUCACAUUGCUUUCUCAUACCACACCUUCUCUCUCAGAAAGAUGCCACCCAGAAGACAAAAAAGCCCUUCUCCAAAUCAAAGAAGAACUCAACAACCCAACCCUUCUCUCCUCAUGGAAACCAGAUGCUGAUUGUUGCCACCUAAGCUGGUACGGUGUCGGUUGCUAUCCUGAUCAUAACCGUGUUGGCUCUUUGAUUAUCUCACACAGCGACGACAUUGUAGCCCAAUUUCCACCUUCCGUUGGGAACUUACCAUACUUGGAGACUCUAUACAUUUCGAGUUUUCCAUAUCUCACUGGCCCAAUACCUCAAUCCGUAUCGAAACUCACUAAUCUCAAAUUUGUCACAAUUUCCUUGACCAACGUAUCAGGCCCAGUACCCAAUUUCUGGCCCUCUAGUAAAGGCCUCGUUAAUUUGGAUCUCGCGUUCAAUAGCCUCUCUGGAACACUCCCUCCCUCACUCAACAAGUUCGAAAAUCUAUCAGCGAUCUACUUGAACGACAACAAGUUAACAGGACCAAUCCCUUUGUCCUUGGCAAGGUUAAACUCGUCCCUUUUUGACUUUUCUAAUAACAGGUUUGAAGGUGAUGCUUCCAUGCUUUUUGGUUCCAACAAAGCGACAGCGUCAAUAGAUCUUUCACGGAACAUGUUUUCUUUCGAUUUAGGAAAAGUGGAGUUGUCUAAGACAAUGACAUCGUUAUAUGUGAACAACAAUCAGAUAUACGGAAACCUACCCGUGGGAAUAGAAAAUAUUUUCUCAUUGAACGUGAGCUACAAUAGGUUGUGCGGUGAGAUUCCGAAGGGUGGUAAUAUGAAGAGAUUUCAUGUGUCUACGUUCUUUCAUAACAAGUGCUUGUGUGGGUCUCCACUUCCACCUUGCAAGUAA
Molecule: messenger RNA, 921 nt
Organism: Abrus precatorius (Indian licorice)
Lineage: Eukaryota; Viridiplantae; Streptophyta; Magnoliopsida; Fabales; Fabaceae
Product: polygalacturonase inhibitor 1-like
Exons: 2
Coding region: 1-921 (306 amino acids)
Molecular function (GO): protein binding
Source: RefSeq, a predicted model, not a curated record